AUGAUGCUAGUGCUUUUUUUGUGCGUAAUUAUGAAGAUUGCUGAGUUAUCCGUUGGGCGUGUUAGCCCGACUCUUUCAAGACAUUCGCCGCCUUAUUAUAUCCAUAAUUUCAAUAAUUUCAAUACUUACAACGAUAAUAACAAUAAUAAGCGCAAAAUUCGGAAAUGGAUUAAUAUCAAUAAUAAGUAUCAGUGCAACAAAAACAACAAAAAACGCGCUGGUAAGAGAGCUACAAUGAUGGAAGAUCCACAGACUCCCGGUUCGGAUUGUAAUUCCAAUCCAGCAGAUCCUAUUUCUCAGGAUCUCAUAAGCUCGGAAUUUAUUCAAGAUAACUCGGACUAUCAGUGGUUUAUAGAUUAUGGUUAUCGAGAUGGAGGAUUACACGUCCAUCCAAGUGUACUUUCAUCACUUUCUACUUCUUACACUCAAGAGGACUUGGGUUACUACGACGACUUGGCAAGAAAUUUGGAUGCCAAUCUUGCUGAAGUUGAUAUGGAGAGUUUCCGAACCGCAGAUAUACAUACUCUGCUUACAGCUUUACCUGUUAUGUGUACCGAUCCUAUUCAACAGUCAGAGUUUAACUAUCAAAGGGAACGUUAUGCCAGUAUAUCUGGCUCAGUGAUGGAAAAAAUCGACAUUGGUUCGUCAAUCAGUCCUCAUACCAGCAGUCAGGGCGAAGACUCAGCCUGUUCAACCGCGGAUACAAUUUCUAUUUGCAAGUCAUCGCUGCUUUUUUCGCCAGUUAAAGAAACUCCAGUUCUGCCACCGGGUGGUAGCUACAGCGUUGACUCGCUGGACUGCGAAGACAUUAAAAUGGACUUGAAAAACAUGUUGGACUACUCAAUGGCUUGUUCGGAUUCCAAAAUAUACACAACUUGGAGUAACUUAAAAUACUUAUCAGCGACCAAAGUUAUGAAACGACACGGGUCUGGUAACAAUAACACCAUCCCAAAUUUUCUUCAAGGAACCCCAAUACCCGCGACUGUAAUGUUGAAUUCCACCAAAAGGAGCUUGAGUUUACCUGACUUGAGAAAAACGCGUGACUUUGACCAAAUAAACAUCCCGUUGAAUUUUUCAAUGGACUCUGCAGAGUCGCAUCACCAGCACUCGCACAGCUCUAGCUCCGCGAUGAGCAGGUCUGUGAACGAGAGCUCAAACAGCAACACCUCUGGUAAAAAAGUUCAAAAUAUGAGUCUGGUUAAAUUAUUUAUGAAGCAAAAAAGCAUGAGCGCUGAAGGUAUGAGCUUGACGUUGGAUCAAUCAGACUCUGCUAGUGACAAUGGUUGGCCUGCUAGUAACAGCAGCAGCGCAAGUAGAAACACAAACACACAGAUUCAAAGAAUUAAUAAUAAUAUUAAUGAAAAUUGUAAAAAUAACAUUCCGGAGAAUGAUUUUUCUAUCAACUGGGUUAAAACUGACUGCUAUAAAAGUUCUGGAACAACCGACAGUUCCAAUACAUCUAAACGUGUGCCAUCUAUUAAAGAAUUCAAACAAGAAUCACCUUCAGUAGAAGAAUUAUCCGAGAGUAUUUUAAAAUCAGAAAUUACUGAUAAAAUAAUCCCUGAUUUGCAAUUAAGAGACAGUGAAUUUGUGAAGAACAUUAAAAUAGCCUGGAGUAAACCCGAGCAAGAGUCAAUACCAAUUUCCAAGACCACAGGGAUCCAAACAAUAAGAGAAGUUGAAGACAAUGGAGUCCAGACAUCUCUCCUGUACACUUUACCUUCUAAAAAUGACUACUACCCCCAUUUACGCGAGACAUUUGUCGACAAAAAGCCCGUGUAUGUAGUCUACCCUAAUUACGUGUUACCUGACUUGUCAUUUUUAAACAGCAAGGAGGUAAAAAUAAACAACGUAGCAUUAAAACCUCAAGAGCGAAUGAGCUGGAAGAAAGCUGGGCGCAACAGCAGACCAUUUUCCUGCAACGACAUUGAGUCUCUGAAGCAGCGUGGGUUCUCUCACGUAAAAGAUUGGGAAUCGUUGACAUUCUUACUUCCUACAGAGUAUCGUAAAGUUCUACACGACGUCCCUGAGGUACCUAGUCAUAUAAAACUAGGUGAGGAAACCAAAAAACCGCUGUUUUGUUUGUCACCUCCGAUGAGGCAAAAGGGAAGAUCUGUGGAAGUGCCUACCAAUGUGUCAUCCAGCAGCAGCAGCACUGGAACCCAGCCUUCUUCAGGGUAUCGUGGGUCUUCGACAAUACUUACUGAUUCGUUGACGAACCAACAAACCAGUACCAAUCCUCUUUAUCUUUAUCGGUAUGAUAGUGGUAGUUCAGAAAAUAGUUUGAUUAGUCAGGACAAAAAAUCUCACCAGGCAAGAACUUUAACUGGUCACAAGUUACCUGGCUUUCCUAAAAGAUCUAUAUCUCUUCCGCAUGGAGAAAAAGAAAAUGCUGGAGAGUAUAUUGGUAGAGUCCCACCGCGGCCUCCUUUACCAAGAAGCAUUCUAAGGAAAAAUAAAUCAGGUAAUAAGAGGUACAGCAUGUUUGAAAUGGGAGGCGUUGAGGAGGUUGAAGAUCAAUUAAAGUCUGACAAUGAACCAAACAAACGGAUGUCUUUGCAAGAGCCGUAUUAUAUUAACAAUGAUUUGCAAUUGUUGAGACACGGGAGGAUCAUUGACUCUGACAAGGACGUUGAUGAGGUUGAAGAGAAGCGAUACGCUGAGCGUAUGCGAGAAGUCGGUAAUUACCGAGUCCCGGAGGCAACAAUGGAUCUUGAGUCUAGUGGUGGUGAUGAUGUUAAGCAGCUGGAAGAGUUUUUAAAGCGCAGUGGAUUUAGUUCCAGCAGCGACGACGGUGAAGAUCCUGAUGUUAAAUUGAGAUCUUAUGUCAGGAAAUUCUUGGCGUUGAAAAUGAACAAGGAUAUUGUCAGAGCUGAGAUGCUGGAGUCUCAGAAAAAAACUGUCAGCUUUGCGGGAUAUUUGGAUGAUAAAAAAAUUAAUUUGGAAGCGAAACAAUUGAUGGUUAGUUCAGUUAGCAAAGCUGUGGAUUUACUUAUCAAAUUCUGGAAUUCUAGGUCGGGAGAUUACAAUGAUAAAAUUGAAUGCUCGCAAAUUUGUCUUAGUAAUUUGUGUCCAGCUUUGUAUGCUAUAAUGUCUGAUGGGUUAAAGCCGCAAUUGAAUUCGACUUUCGGGCCUAUUGCUAACAGUGUUUGGCAAGUAGUUGAAGCUUCUUCUCAGCAAGGCCCGCUGACUCAUACGCUCAAUGAACUUGUUCAAAAGAUAAAUAGUGAGGAUUUUAUGACUGAAGGACUUCUUAAGUUUCACGCUUUUGUAUUUGGACUGCUUAAUUUAAGAGCCCUAGAUGCGUGGUUUGCGUACUUGUGCACUCGUGAGACGAUAUUACGCAAGCAUUAUAAUAGCGGGAGUUUAUUUAUUGCUGCGCUAGGUUGUGCCAAUUCACGGAAAUUAAUAGACACUUUUUUGAGUAUGUUAGACCCUCUUGCGUUGUGUCCAUUCCAAUUAGACCUUUUGUACCAGUACCGGCAAUUGCACAAUAGCUUUAGUCAUGUUAACAGCCUCAGGGCGAAUGAUAGCGCUGGUGAUAAGAAACAAAGUGUCAUUCCGAGUCCUAAAAAAGCAAGGCCACGCUCUUGUGGGUUUGAGAGUGUCAAGAAUGAUAAUACAGAUAUUAAAAAGCGAUGGAGUAAUUUAGCAAUUGGCUCCAAGAUGUUCCCUGUGCUUGAUAAGCUUACUUGUGAUGACUCUGAGGACUACACUGAUAGCUUGGAGCACUCUCCGUUGAAUAGAAAUAGGAAAAACUUGCCCAGGUCAAGUUUUGAUGUAAGAACUGCUGGUGAAGUUGAUGAAGAUGAUGAUGAUGAUGAUAAAGAUAAUGCAGCAGGUGGACUGAAGUUCAGAAGGCUCCAGGAAAAAUGGGAGCUCAUGGGUGGCAAUGAUAGAGAAGCUACCUCGCCAUCUUCUCCGUUGAAAACUCCCACUAGUGUUACUAAGUCUAAAAUUCCGCGGCUGCUUACCUCGCCGAUUAAACAGCCAGUGAGUAAUAUUGCGGGGGCGAAGAGUAAAAUUCCGGCUACUGGGAUUCCGGUUAAGAAAUCUGUUACGAGUACUAGUAAGGUGAUGAUGAUGAUGAUGCCCAAGAAAGCAGACUUGAAGUUGAAGGAAGUGCCCAGGCGCACUAGUCGGGUCGAUCAGGAGAGCAAUAGCACUCCGAGAAGUCAUUUAACAAGGCCA
This is a messenger RNA of Cotesia congregata, 4191 nucleotides long. NCBI's taxonomy places the organism in Eukaryota, Metazoa, Arthropoda, Insecta, Hymenoptera, Braconidae. The record is from the annotation of a GenBank genome assembly.